This is a messenger RNA of Lucilia sericata (common green bottle fly), 3107 nucleotides long. It is a transcript of the gene retm, whose product is annotated as protein real-time. The record is from RefSeq and is a predicted model, not a curated record. Gene Ontology annotation, cellular component: cytoplasm. Lineage: Eukaryota; Metazoa; Arthropoda; Insecta; Diptera; Calliphoridae.
AAAUAACAAAAACCCCAGAAAAAAUACUGAAAAAAACUCUCAAAUUUAAAAAAUAUAAUAAUUAAAAAAAAGUGUUUAAAAUUGUUUAAAUAUACUAUACCUUCAUAGGUAAAAAGCAAAGUGUUUUUUAUUAAAAAUAAAAACAUACAUAAAGAAUCCCUUGAAUAAAAUUUAAUACAUUACAAAGAAGUAAAUCCCUAAAAAUGGUUUGCAAAAAUUUCAAUCCCCCGUCAGGGUUUAUAAACAUCCUUUCGAGUUGGUGAUGAAGGCCUAUGAAAAACGUUUUCCCACCUGCCCUCAAAUGCCCAUAGUUCUCGAUUGUGAAAUAACAAAAGAUGAAAUUUUAGAAAAUGGCGCUAAACGUAAUACCAGCAGACGUUGCAAACUAGCCGUAGAUGCUCCCUAUAUUUUCAAGAAAUUAAUAGGCGUGGAUGUGGUCUAUUUUAUACAACAUAAUUAUCUGGAUUUGGCCAAUCGUACGUUAAGUAUCGAGGCUACAAAUGAAAGUUUUUCUUCACGCAUUGAGAUUUUUGAAAGAUGUCGUUACUAUGCCCAUCCGGAUAAUCCGGAUUGGACGUGUUUUGAUCAAACUGCCACUUUAGAUAUAAAGAAUUUUUUCGGUUUUGAACAUUCCAUGGAGAAAAUGGGCAUGAAACAAUAUACCCAAACAACCCUCAAAGGUAAAGAGAUUAUAGAGUUUUUCAUAGAACAACUAAAGGAGGAGGGUGUUACUGAAGUAGAAAGAUGGCAGCCGCCACCCGAUGCUCCUUUAUCGCCCAAAUCGCGUGAAGAGGAGGAAAAAGAGCAAAUGGAUAAAAAUAAUUCUUCACAUGAUAUAUUAUUAGAUGGCGAUUUUAUUGCUAAACAUUUGGGUCAAUUGACACCCAUGCAGGAAUCUAAACUAUUGGAACUGAGAAAAUUGCUAGAUGAAAUCGAAGAUUUAGAAAAAAUGCCAAAUUAUCAGACAAUUUUGAGAUUCCUGAGAGCCCGUGAUUGGCAUGUUAAUCAAGCUUUUAAUAUGUUGAGGGAUUCUUUGAAAUGGCGACAGGAAAAUAAUAUAGAUUCUCUGUUAAAGGAUUAUAAAACGCCCUCAGUGGUAACGGAACAUUUUCCAGGUGGUUGGCAUCAUUAUGAUAAGGACGGCAGACCUAUUUAUAUUUUGCGUUUGGGUCACAUGGAUGUUAAGGGUUUGUUAAAGGCAAUAGGCUCGGAAGGUUUAUUAAAAUUGGCCCUACACAUUUGCGAGGAGGGCAUAGAGAAAAUCAAUGAAUCGGCUGAAAAUUUGGGUAAACCCAUUUUGGACUGGUUAUUAGUGGAUUUGGAAGGUCUUUCUAUGAGACAUUUAUGGCGUCCUGGUGUUAAAGCUUUACUUAAUAUAAUCGAAAAUGUUGAACGUAAUUAUCCCGAAACUAUGGGUCGUGUGUUGGUGGUCAGAGCCCCUAGAGUUUUCCCCAUAGCCUGGACUAUAGUAUCCGCUUUUAUAGACGAAAAUACCCGCUCGAAAUUUCUUUUCUAUGGCGGUCCCGAUUGUUUACACAUGCCCGAUGGUCUAGAACAAUAUAUAGAUAAAGACAUCAUACCCGAGUUCUUGGGUGGCUCUUGCAAGACCCUUAUCCAUGAAGGCAGUUUGGUGCCUAAAACUUUAUAUAAAAUGGGCUCUCUGGAGGAGGAGGAUGAUCAUAAUGAUGCGGAAGCCAAUAGUGCAAAAGGUAGCAAUAGUGCUUUAGGCGCAAAACAACAUUUACAUCAAAAUCUUUAUAAAACGGUGGAAUUGAAAACCGGCUAUACACAUGAGGUCGUAAUAAAGAAUAGCGAUCCCAAGAGUGUUUUAACUUGGGAUUUUGAUGUAUUGCGCAGUGAUUUACAUUUCACAUUAUAUCGAGUGACCAAAGAUUUGCCCGAGAAGAAUGAUUUAGCGGUUUCCUUCUUUGAUUCGGGAGAUUAUCAAGAGGGUGUCAACUAUUUCAAAGAAGAACCCAGUUUAAUAUGUCACAAUAAAGAAAGUGUACAGGGCUCCCAUGUUAUGAAUCACAAAGACAAUUAUGUUUUACACUGGUUCAGUCCCAGCUGCAGCUCUGAGGGUGCAGCCCAACUCAACUAUUUCUAUGAAGUAUUAAGUUCAGCCAAUUAUCGUGGCUCCAUGACCAGUUUACAAUCCGGUUUCUCUUCAAAUUCAGCGGCCAGUUCUUGCCAAAGUCGAUGAUAUGAGGCUAAUGCGGCAAAUCAGGAUAAUGGCGCCUAUGAUUUAACACAAAUGCCAGACGAACAUCAGCUCAAUUCAGGGACUUUAAUAGAAAAAAGUCUGAAUUAAGUUUUUAUUUUAUAAUUUUAAGAAAUGUGAUUUAUUUUAAAAUGUUUAAUUAACAAAACCCAAGCUAAAUAAGUUUAAAAUUGCCAAUAACCCUUAAAACACACAAAAGACCAAAAGCUACACUCACAAAAAUCUAUAAAAAAAAAAAACAAUAAAUUGUUAAAAAAUAAACAUAAAAAUUCCAUUUGUAAAUGGUUGUAAAUUGAAUUUUAAAAGAACAUAUUUUUUGUAAAGGUCAAUUGUUUAAAUAAACAAGCUUUUAAAACAAAUUAUAUAACAAUUAAAAAAUAAGAAAUUAUAAAGUUUUUUGCAUGGCCUUUUUUUAAAGAAAUUACUUUUUUUAAGCUUUUUAUAAAAAAAUUUUUAUAUAAAAAAUAACAAAACAAUUAAAACAUUUUAACUAAACUAUAGUUUUUCCUUUUAAGUUGCUGAUACUUUUAGUAAGUUGCUUUAAAUAAACUAAAUCUCAAUUUCAAAUAGAUUUUAUAUAAACUAUAAAAAAUUAUAUAUAAAAUAUUUAUAUAAAUUAUUACAAAACUUGUAUUAACUUAUUAAACAAAGCAGUUAUUUAUAAAACAAAAAAACUCAUUUAACUAUUAAUUAUACUUUCUCUAAAAUGUUUAAAUUAUGUACCACAUAAGAGUAAACAAAGUUUAGUAAAACAAAAAACAUAAUUACUAUAGCAAAUUGAUAAACAUAUAAAUAACAUUUAAGAAAAUUUUAAUCAAAUGUUUCAUGUUAAUUAAGUGUAUAAGUAAUAAAUUAUAAAAAAAAACCGAAUAAAAAACCAAAAAAA